AUGUCUUCAAGUUCAGAGAAAGAGAACUCAACGACGCCAGAAACGGACUCUAGAGCUGCUCCAAUUGCCGGACCCGCCGGAAACGAUGUGACGAGCAGCGACCGCAAUGGUAUGGCGAUCCUGAAUCCUUGGCCCCCACUUCACAAUUGUGUCAAGGGUCAGAGAACCUGCGUUUAUGCGCCCCCGAAGAUUCCAUUGAGAGAACGAAGGGCGCAGCAGAAGGAGGCUCGUCCGUGGGAUCAAACGCCCUGGGAGAUUGAGCAGCCGUCAAAGCCUAAGGAGAUGACUUGCUUGAGGAAGACCAAUGUUCCUCCUCGAUUAAGUCGCCUGAAUCAUGAUACAGGGUUUAACAGGCUGGCUGUUGCCAUGCCGCUCAAAUCUCACGAGUUGUUUCAAUACUUGUUUGAAUCAAGCCGGACACUGAGGACGACACAGAAGGUGCCUGGUACUGAAUAUCUCGCGCGUAUGAUAGAUAACCCAUGUGGACUCCGAAGUGCCAUCCUCAUGGCUGGCAUGCAUUUCUCUUUCCAAUUCGGCGACCUCGCUAUAUUCGAGUCCACCUUCUUAUAUCACAAAGUUGAGGUCAUGCGUGUCAUCAAUCGUUGGAUCGCAUCAGGAGACUAUAAACUCGAAGCUGCGAUUAUUAGAGAAAUGGCCACCUUGGCUUUCACAGAGGCGUGUCAUGGAGAGCUCGUUGCCGCCGAGACUCACAUAAGUGGCAUUCUGGCGCUCAUUGAAACUGCCCGACCUGAUAAAGGUGAUCCGACGCGUUCUGAUUGUUGUUCCACUGAUCGAGAACUGGCAAAUCGUUACUUCGUCAUGUCGUAUGUAUACAUUACGGGCCUCAAGAGUUUACUCAGCGGCGUUUGUCGAACUGGUGGCCACGGCAGCAGUCUCGAUGCUGUACCAGGUCGAGAUCUUCUCAAGCUAUCGCAUACAUGGCACAUGAGCGAAGCUAUGGAGAAUCUUGAUCUCAAACUACAGGCUAUUCGUCUCUUCCCAUUUUUCUUCAGCCCACUGCCGCAGGGAGCACGGCUCAACAACGCAGACGCACAAGUUAUCAUCAACUCUAUACGGGACUUCACGGCUGCGCAGGAUCGCAUAUUUAAAGAUACAGGUAGAGAAACAGCAGAUGGAAAAUUUGAUGGCUUCUGGCGGAGGGGUCCGGCGUCAAGGGUUUUAGGAGAAUAUGUCACGGCACACAUCGAAUCUAUAUCGGUGCCUGGAAAGAAGGAGGAGACUCCGGAUAUGACCCCAUCGUCAUUCGUCGGGCCAUGGUGCGGAUUGACUAUCGCCUCUAUUUUCUAUAUGCAAGAUGUUCUCGGCGCAUUGGAAUAUGUCGACAAGCGCAUUCACAAAUACGCGGUUACUUUGCUGCGACACGAUGUAGCAAAGGUUCUCAACCAGGUAGGCACCUCGAAGAACGAAGCAUUUAUACUAUGGCAGACAUUAGUCGGGCUCAUAGCUUCUUUGCGCGCCCUGAAACACAACGAGCAAGAUAGAGGAUUGUUGUCAGCCAGACAGUUCUUUAUGGAUGCUUUGAAGCAGCAAGCAACGACUUUUGGUAUCGCCACUUGGCCGCAAGCAAAGGGGACGUUACGAAGGGUAGCAUGGCCAAUGGGGACUGCUGGUCGAGAAUUUAUAGAGGAGCUUUGGGAAAAGAGUGUUACGAAUAGAGCUUAA
Messenger RNA from Fusarium fujikuroi IMI 58289, 1683 nucleotides. RefSeq lists its product as uncharacterized. The record is from RefSeq and is a predicted model, not a curated record. Lineage: Eukaryota; Fungi; Ascomycota; Sordariomycetes; Hypocreales; Nectriaceae. The coding region runs from base 1 to 1683 and encodes 560 amino acids. The transcript has 7 exons.